Messenger RNA from Cololabis saira (Pacific saury), 1689 nucleotides. RefSeq names its product RAD51 recombinase (gene rad51). Gene Ontology annotation, biological process: double-strand break repair via homologous recombination; DNA recombinase assembly; chromosome organization involved in meiotic cell cycle. The record is from RefSeq and is a predicted model, not a curated record. Gene Ontology annotation, molecular function: double-stranded DNA binding; single-stranded DNA binding; ATP binding. NCBI's taxonomy places the organism in Eukaryota, Metazoa, Chordata, Actinopteri, Beloniformes, Belonidae. Gene Ontology annotation, cellular component: condensed nuclear chromosome. The coding region runs from base 48 to 1073 and encodes 341 amino acids. The transcript has 10 exons.
UUUAGUUGGGAUCAUUAAGUCAAGUCUUUUAGCAGCAGGUCCCGGACAUGGCGAUGAGAAGCGAGGCUCGGCCGGAGGCUCAGGCGCAUGCGCAGGAGGAGGAGGAGAGUUAUGGACCUCAGCCUCUGUGCAGACUCGAGCAAUGUGGAAUAAGUGCCAGCGACAUCAAGAAGCUGGAGGACGCAGGAUUCCACACCAUCGAGGCCGUGGCCUACGCACCCAAGAAGGAGCUGCUCAACAUUAAGGGCAUCAGUGAAGCCAAAGCUGAAAAGAUUUUAACAGAAGCUGCCAAACUGGUUCCUAUGGGCUUCACAACCGCUACCGAGUUCCACCAGAGGAGAGCAGAAAUCAUCCAGGUCUCCACAGGCUCCAAGGAGCUGGACAAACUACUCCAGGGUGGGAUUGAAACGGGCUCCAUCACAGAGAUGUUUGGAGAGUUUCGGACCGGAAAGACCCAACUUUGCCACACACUUGCUGUCACCUGUCAGCUUCCCAUUGAUCAGGGAGGUGGAGAAGGUAAAGCUAUGUACAUUGACACUGAGGGAACCUUCAGACCAGAGAGACUCCUCGCUGUGGCUGAGAGGUACGGGCUGGUAGGGAGCGACGUGCUGGAUAACGUGGCCUAUGCCCGAGCCUUCAACACCGACCACCAGACUCAGCUGCUGUAUCAAGCUUCUGCCAUGAUGGCCGAGUCCAGGUAUGCUCUGCUGAUCGUGGACAGCGCCACAGCUCUGUACAGGACGGACUACUCGGGCAGAGGAGAGCUGUCGGCCAGGCAGGGCCAUCUGGGACGUUUCCUCCGCAUGUUGCUCAGGCUGGCAGACGAGUUUGGCGUUGCCGUGGUAAUAACCAAUCAAGUGGUGGCCCAGGUGGACGGGGCUGCCAUGUUUUCUGCAGAUCCAAAGAAACCGAUCGGUGGCAACAUCAUGGCUCACGCGUCAACCACACGAUUGUACUUGAGAAAGGGCCGAGGGGAGACCAGGAUCUGUAAGAUCUACGACUCCCCCUGCCUGCCCGAGGCCGAGGCCAUGUUUGCCAUCAACCCCGACGGCGUGGGCGACGCUAAGGACUGAACCGGCAGCAAAGUGCUGGUGGAUUUCACCCAGCCUGCUGGAACACAGGACCAAUCCUGUUCCUGGCUGCACUCAUGCACCACCACGUCUACGGUCCAGGUCCAGGUCUGCUCUCCAGGAGCUGGAACUACUGUGAAGUCGUUUGGAUUUAAAGGAAGAAGAGCAGGACGUGUCUUGUAAGAGUGAUAUCAACAACUGUCUGAACAUGUGACAUGUUAUCAGUCUCACAAAAAAAAACAUUACAUUUAUUUGUAGUUAUGAGAUCUUUAUUGUGCAAUUACAAGCAGACGGGAUGGUUAAAGAAUUCACCAUUAUAUUAAGUUUUUAUAAAUAUGGUAAUCUGUUUUGUCAGUUUCUGAGGGGUCAUUUAUAUGGACAAAUAAUAAUUUUGUAAAAACUUUAAUAGGUUGAUGUAAUUUUUUUGUCUUGAAGUUUCUGUAGUGUUUUUUAAGUUUUAAUGAAAAUGUUCCUACAAAGCUGCACUCAAAUGUGGUUUUUAAAAGGAAUGUUUUCAUCACUUGUCAGCUAAACCACGACUGUUCUGCUCCUUUCUGCUUCUGUACAUAUGCUGCAAAACUGCAUUAAACUUAUUUAAGGAUUAAACAUUUGUUAGGAC